This is a messenger RNA of Megalobrama amblycephala (Wuchang bream), 2194 nucleotides long. RefSeq names its product NACHT, LRR and PYD domains-containing protein 1 homolog. The record is from RefSeq and is a predicted model, not a curated record. Lineage: Eukaryota; Metazoa; Chordata; Actinopteri; Cypriniformes; Xenocyprididae. The transcript is spliced from 6 exons. The coding region runs from base 187 to 795 and encodes 202 amino acids.
UAUCAUGCUCAGGCAUUCCUAAAAUAUUAAAAAUAUUAAAACUGUGAAACUGAUCACAGAAUAAUAUUAUGAUGAAAGUUGUAAUUGCACAUUUGACUUGAUUAUUUAGUCUGUGCAGUAAUGUUCUGGAUUUGAUUUUGAAGGAUUUCCUAUCUAAAUAUAUCAGACUCUUUUCUCAUUGAACUGAUGAGUGCUCUUGUGAGAGGAAGGACAAGGACCCUGAGCUCACUGAGUCUUUAUAUUUACUGCUUCAGUACAGAUUGUUGGAAUUGUUCUGUCCACUCACUUGAGCUGUCACUCAGUGAAGAAAUAUAUAGUAUCUGCAUAAAAACUUCAUAUGAAGACCCUACGCUAUCUUCAUUGACUCUCACCUUGCCACGCUCAGAGCUAAUCCGCAUCGACUGGACCAAUAUUCAGAUACUUCGCCAAAGGGAUUUAGAUGCGUUAAUGCAUUUUUUCUGUUCUUUCUCUGAACUGCAAAAGCUAAAAAUGGAAACAAGCAAAGAAAUGACAAAGAAGUUUUCUGUUUGGAUCCUUCAGAUCAUCCAGAAGAUCCCCAGUGUAACAGAACUCUUGGUUGAUGCUGGCUUUUUACUGGAGGAAGCACUCAAGGUGUUUCAAAGGUCCUACACAAGACCAGACUGUACUGUGGAAGUUCACGGGUAUAUAUGCAAUAAACAGUCUCAAAAAUGCAGUAAAGACCGGUAUCAGAGAUGCAACGAGAGAGUGACAAUUCAUCUGAAUUACCAGGGCUUUUAUAUGGAGAAUGAGCGAAUGCCCUUGUUCUGGGACUAAUGGUACAGCAUGAUAAACAGUAGAAAACUGCAAAAGGAGCAUCUUUACCAAGAGCUGAGGAUUGGGAUGAACACAGCAACCAGAUCUAGCUAAAGUGUAUUUACAGUAGGUGUUGAAUUACAAUUGCAAUCAGCUUUACAGAGUUUUAGUAUUGUAUGCGAGUAACCAUUGUUUUUUUAACUGUAAGAGUUUUUGCCAUGAAGAUGAAGCCUCAGAUGCUUACAUGGCAUUAACAUCUAUACUAUAGUUUUAUGAUAUUGAUGCUAAAUUGUCCACAUUUAACAGUUAAGAGCUGAGUGAUAGUAUAGUUUAUUUGUGAAUACAAUAUAAAUAAUCAAGAAAUUAACAUUUGCUAUAUAGCAUAUAUCAUGACUAUAUUAAUAUUGUAUGUAUCAGAAAAAGCAUUAGAUAUAGCAGUUGUAAGUUGGGGUUAUUAAUUUAUGGUGUGAUACAAAGGAUUAUGAAUCUGUAUGGGAUUGUACAAUUUAUUACAACUUGGUGUAUAUCACUGCCAUGACUGUAUAAAUGACAAGAUUUAAGAUUUUGGUCACAUCAACAACUUUGGUCAGUUUAACAAAACAACAGGCAUAAUAUAAAGUACAUAAUACAAAAUAUCUUUAGCCCCCGAGUGUGGAAGUCAAAGGCAAUUGUGGCAAAGAGUGAAAAACUCGAUAAGAAGUUGGAUAAUAUAGAAGAAAAACCUUGGGAUGCUACACCAGGGGGGCAGUUCUCCUCUGGAUAUACAUUCAAAAUAUAGUGUCAGUAAUUCAGCAGAUAAGUUAAUAUAUGCAGGUAUAAUAGCAUGUUCUCAUUAUUGCACAAAUUGUCAUGGUUAGACACAUUAUUUUAUACUGUUGGUGUCUACAGUAGUUAUAUUAGAAUCUGUAAUGUAUGUGUUUUUACAGUAAAAAACUAAUAAAAACUAUUAAAACAUAAAAGCAAAGUCUCUGUACGUUCAUUUGCAUCAGUCAAGACAGGAACACAUGUGAAAAAUGUCAUUGCACACAUUUGUUUCAAUGUAUGAUUUGCUUCUGAGGAUAAUUUUUGUGGUACAAAUUUCUUUUUUCCCAAGAAUAUCCUUGCCACUCUGUUGCAUACGAAUGGAAUGAGGGCUAGGGCUGUCAACCUCCACAAUGACAGAAGUAUAAAAGUGUCCAUAUGAUUAGCAUUACUUAAAUCCUCUGAAGCCAUUUGAUAGCAUAGUUCAUUAAACAAACUGAAAUAUAAAUUAAGAUCAUGAGCAUACCAACUAGAAGCUAGGGCACAUGUCAACAGAAUGAACUAAGGUGUCACUUCACUUCUUAACAUGGAACUAAAGAUGCAUAUACCGGUAAGUGUACAUGGCAACACUGCAAAUGAGCACUUGGUGAAGCAGCUUAAUGAACAUAAACAAAUAUAC